Messenger RNA from Papaver somniferum (opium poppy), 552 nucleotides. RefSeq names its product 20 kDa chaperonin, chloroplastic-like. Gene Ontology annotation, cellular component: mitochondrial matrix; chloroplast. The record is from RefSeq and is a predicted model, not a curated record. The coding region runs from base 1 to 552 and encodes 183 amino acids. The transcript has 6 exons. Lineage: Eukaryota; Viridiplantae; Streptophyta; Magnoliopsida; Ranunculales; Papaveraceae. Gene Ontology annotation, molecular function: protein folding chaperone; metal ion binding; ATP binding.
AUGACUGUCAACUCCGUUGGGAGACACAAGCCCUUGGGAGACAGGGUGCUUGUUGUAACCAAGACAGCAGAGCAGAAGACCACAGUUGGUAUUCAGUCGCCUUCUACCGCUCAGACUAAGCCACAAGGAAGUGAGCUCCUUGCUAUUGAGAAGGGUAAGACCGUCGGAAAGGCCCAAGUCGAUGUUAGUGUGAAGACUGGUGCUCAAAUCAUUUACUCCAAAUAUGCCGGAACUGAAGUGGACUUGAAUGGAGUAAUCCAUCAUUUAUUGAAUGACGAUGGCAUUGUUGGUAUUCUCGAGACCGAAGAUGUCAAGGAUUUUAAGCCCCUGAGCGAACGCGUGUUAAUUAACGUUGAGGAGGCCGAGAAGGAAACUGCUGGUGGGUUACUUCUAACAGAGGAUAGCAAGGAGAAGCCCUCCAUUGGAACGUUAUUCAUGAAUAUCAAUUUGGUGACUAACGGGGAACUCAUAAGAACAUGUGUAACUUCAGUUCAGGUUUCAACGGAGCUACAAAAAGCUGUUGGAGGAGAAGAAAGUGGGGAGAAGCAAUAA